CAACAAUUCACAAAUGUCUGCUUCUCUGAUGGUGCAGGAUCCAAGGCCAAAAAAAUAUUUUCUUUAAGUUCGGCCCCAAAUGCAAGAAAAGAUGAGCCACAUGCAAGAACUAGACUCUGCCUCUCAGUUGAAUCUCAAGCCUGAGUUUGAAGGGUUGUCAUUCCCCCGGGAUACUGGGGAAAACUCCGGUUUUCAGGGCUUCAGCCCCAGAACUCCCCCCAAAGUCCCCUGCUGCAGCCAAGAUAAUCAUCAAAUGGGUAACUAUCCAAAUCGAGAAACCUCAUUACCGUCAACUACAUCAUUUCAAUCAACUACCUUUUGUGAGCAAAGAGAAAAUCACUCUGGCUUAAAAGACAGGUUUUUUGACACAAUGCAGAAUACGUCACAUCAACGAGAACCAGAUUCCCUGGUAUAUCUUGAUACCUCUGCUCAAAGAACAAAAUCACCUCCUAUCCAGCUGAUUGCACAGAAACCUGAUACCUUAGAACCAUGUCAAGAUGAAAGCCUACUAAAGAUGGAAUCUGAGACGUCAGAAAUUCAAUUGAUGACAACCCAUGGAAGAAGCUUCACAGCUGCAGCCCAUAAACUAUGGAAUGUCAUUCCCCAGGCAGGGGAUGAGGAAAAGCCACCAGACACUGGUGAUGACAGACAGGCCAAUGAAAAUGCAGCAGAAGUUAUCGUCACCAAGAAAGAGGAGAGAGAAAACCUGCGGAGGACUGUUUUCACAAAGAGGAAGCCAUUACCAAAUAUAAAGAGAUACCCUUGGAAGAAUAGCCAGGAAUCCAGAAUGAUGGAGGAAGAAACGCAAAGACUCAGGCCCAGCAUUCUGGAUUUUUUGAACAAGUAUUGUAUCAUUAAACCAGAACGUUUAUCAAUUUAUGAGAGAGUUUUUCUAAAGUACUGCAGUAAUGAGGACAGUGAAAUACCUGGAGACCAAAAAUUGACUGAAACCUCAAGCACAAAUUUUAACUGUAUCCCUGGUGGCUUUGACAAUGUAGAAGAAAUCUUUAUCCAGCAGAAAGCAAAAGAAAACAUAGAUGUUGGGAGAAAAAUCCAAAUGGUUCUUGAAAGUGGCUCCAUAUCAGACCAACUGGAAAAAACACAGUUUCAGAUUAAGCAGCUUUUGGGAAGGAAAAAGCAUAUUGUGGACACAGUACAAGACCUUCAAGAUCGGAGAAUGCAGUUCCUGGCUACAGUGAAUGAUCAGCAGUCCCAUGCAACUAAGCAGAAGGUGCAAAAGAAAAGGAAAAAGAUGAAUAACACACGGUUCCUUCAAGACUUGGAGGGGAAAGGAGAUAACCCCUGUGGACUUCCAUCCUGUAAGCUGCCCAUAGCUUCAGAUGUCCCACUGAAACAGGUAGAAGAAGCUACUAACAGCACUUGA
Molecule: messenger RNA, 1384 nt
Organism: Gekko japonicus
Lineage: Eukaryota; Metazoa; Chordata; Lepidosauria; Squamata; Gekkonidae
Exons: 12
Coding region: 80-1384 (434 amino acids)
Source: RefSeq, a predicted model, not a curated record